CUGUUUUAGUUACUAAAGGGUACUUGUUUUAGUUAGGGUUUCUAUUGCUGUGAUACAGACACCAUGACCUGGAGAAAAGAGGGAUUGUUUCAUCUUGUAGUUCCAUAUCACUGUCCAUCACUGAGGGAAGUCAUGACAGGAAGUGAAGCAGAGGCUGCUUAUUCGUUUCCUCCUCAUGACUUGCCUAGCCUGCUUUCUUAUAGCACCCAAGAUCACCAGCCCAGUGCUUGCACUGUCCACAGUGAGCUGGGCCCUCCCAAGUCAAUCAUCAAGAAAAUUCAGGACAGGUUUGUCCACAGUCCAAUCUAGGGGACAUUUCAUAAUUGCUUUCUUCCAAAAUGAUUCUACUUUGUGUCAAAUUGACAAAACUAGCCAGCACAGUACUAUAUAUCCCUACAUUUGUAAAUUAUCACCUUUAGGCACAGAGACCCUUGGAGCUAGUAGUAUACUGCUGCCCCAGUUCCAAUUGUGGGUUGGAGUAGAUGGGUUGGGGUCUAGGCAGCCAAAGGAGAGCCAGUGCCUCAUUCACUGCAGAGGUGUGGUCUCCAGGAUAGCACUGUGUUCUUUGGGAGAACCACAGGUGUCUGGGGGCUGUUUGGUAUCUUGCUCACUUUGCAGAAAUGAACCCAUCUGUAUGACUGGAACCUUAACUCAGGGUAUGGUCCUUUGUGCUUCAAGCUUCCUACCUGACUGCUUGCCUUCUGGUUGGUGUGCAGGUCCCUGCUCUGCUCUUCCCUACUGCAUUUCUACCACAUUCCUUGAUUCUCUGUGCUCAGUGCUGUUUCUGGCAGAGCACAACCCUUUGAUGGCCUUAUGUUUAUAAGUAGUAUCUCUAUGGCUGUUUCUGCUUUUAUGGUACACAGUGGCCUGGAGGGGAAGAUAACUGAAACUCACAGUGGCACCAUCCCUUGAGUGUUUAAGCUUGGAGAGGUGCCUAUGUCAGACCUAUACCAAGAAACACCCUUUUCUGUUCUGAAGGCCAUGGUGGUUUUUAGCUAGCCUAGUUGGGAUUCUGCCUCAGAUCCUAGGUUGAACAUCAAUCUUUGUGAUGUCAUUGGGGUGGGGAGAUGUGUGUAUAUAUUGUAAAAUAUUGCUACCAACAGCAGCUGACUUGAGCCCUCCAUGUCUCCAUUUGGAUAAACUAAGUGGUUAGGACUGUUGUGGUAAAGGGUUCCUAUGUGGGUCGAACUUCUUGGGCUACAAGCUGUGAUAUUUGUAUCUUUAAGAAGAAUGGCCAGGAGCCGGGUGGUGGUGGCGCAAGCCUUUAAUCCCAGCACUCUGGAGGCAGAGCCAGGCGGAUCUCUGUGAGUUCGAGCCUAGCCUGGGCUACCAAGUGAGUUCCAGGAAAGGCGCAAAGCUACACAGAGAAACCCUGUCUUGAAAAAAACAAAAACAAAACAAAAAAAGGCCAGGUUGGGACUUUAUCUUGUCCUUGUCCCCUGACCAGCAGGGGCUUCUUUACUCUGCCACCUUUGCAUCAGAAAAUUCCACUUAGCACUCAAGGUUGAACAACUGACCUAGAGGCAUUGCUGGUAAAGGUGAUGGAAUACAUUGGGCUUGCCUGUGGGUUCUUUCCAUCAACUCUUCUACACCUACUAGCACAGAUGCUGCUGUGCAGGGAAGGGGUAUAUCAGGUCAUUUUUGUUUUCUCCCCAUAUCUGUUACCACCCCGACCUCCCCUUCUGAUUAUCCUAUCUCUUGUUCUUUGUAGCUGCUUGUCUAGGUUGUUCUAUGAACGUUCUGGUAGUUCAAUUAUGGAACCUUUUCUCCCUUCUGUACUGUGUUGAGCUAUUUGACCUUGGAAUAAUCUAGUGCUGGAGGGAUUGAGGUCUAGGUGCCUCCUCUGCUUCAGCUGCUAACUGGCCUGCAAGCUGGGUAUAUAGCCAUAUCCCAGCUUCAGUUCCCAGGCUGGAAUCCCAGGUGUCCUGUGAAUUUUCUUCCUGAAGCUGCUGUAACUAAGUGCCAAAAACUGGUUGGACUAAAACUAGAGAUUAUUGUCUCCGGGUCUGUUUCAUGGUUUAAUCAAGGUGCUUGCUGCUACAGCUACUGCAAGUGCUGGGGAAAGAUGCUGCAAAUCUCUGGAUCUGACCGCAUUCUGGGCUCAUUUAUGCAUUGUUUCAGACUUCAAAGGGCACACUCUCUAAAUCCUCUGCAUGCUUCCAAGUUUUCACUUACACGAAGACUAAUAUUAGAUCAGAGCUUACCCAGAGCAUCAUUUUGCCGAUAUAAAGACCGCAUUUCCAACGGUCAUGAAUUACUGGGGUUAAUUUCAAGAUACAUACAUUUUUGGGACAUAGUUGGAUCCACAAGGUGUAAAAACCUCGUUUCCCUAAACCUGUUACUAUACAGGAAUUUUCUUGAGGGCUUCUGCAUCAUCUUGAGAUGAGGUUUUUCUUCCUCUUUCCCUAAGCCCGUGCUUCUUGCUGCGGUCCUCCGGUUGAUAGGGGGCGCAGCAGCUCUGCUGUUUCUGCGGACCGGAAGUCUCCCAGGGUCUGAUGUGACUGAGGAAAGUGGAGAGGCUGUCGCGCACGCAUCUUCUGGUUUUGACUCGAUGGCGGGCAGCGGCUCGGGGACGCUGCAGGCUCUGCAGGCAGUGGAUACUGAGUUUACUGCGGACUCGGUAGAGUGGUGCCCAGUAGAGGGUUGCCAGCACCUAAUGGCCUGUGGAACCUACCAGCUGCGAACGCCGGAGGACCAGCCUGCACUGGAUGUCAGUGAGCCUCAAGUUCGUUUAGGUCGUCUCUACCUGUAUAGUUUCAAUGAGGACAACACGGCUAAACCUCUGGUUGAGGUCCAAAGAAGGGAUUCUUCUGCCAUCCUGGACAUGAAAUGGUGCCAUAUCCCAGUGUCUGGCCACAUACUCUUAGGCUUGGCAAAUGCCAGUGGAUCUAUAGAGCUGCUCCACCUGAUGGAAUGUGAGAAGAACAGUUACACCCUACAAUCAAUUUCCAGCCUUAUCCUGGAGGAGAGAUGUCUCUCCUUGUCCCUGGAUUGGUCAACUGGGAAACCUGGAAGGGUCAGAGACCAGCCCUUGAAGAUCAUUAGCAGUGAUUCUAAGGGGCAGCUGCAUCUCCUGAUGCUGAAGGAGGGAGUGGCUGAACUCCAGCUAGUGGCUUCAUGGCCAGCCCAUCACUUUGAGGCCUGGAUUGCUGCUUUCAAUUACUGGCAGACAGAACUCGUGUAUUCAGGGGGAGAUGACUGCCUUCUAAAAGGCUGGGACACUAGGAUGCUUGGCACACCUGUCUUCACUAGCAAAAGACACUCCAUGGGUGUGUGCAGCAUCCAGAGCAACCCCCAUCAGGAACAUAUACUGGCUACUGGAAGCUACGAUGAGCACGUUCUGCUGUGGGACACUCGGCACAUAAAGCAGCCACUGGCAGACGUGCCGGUGCAAGGAGGCGUGUGGAGGCUCAAGUGGCACCCAGUCCACCGCCACCUACUCCUGGCGGCCUGCAUGCACAACGGCUUCAAGAUUCUCAACUGCCAGACGGCCAUUGAGGAGAAGCAGGACGUGACUGUCUUAAUAUCCCACGAAAUGCCUAACUCAUUAGUGUAUGGGGCUGACUGGUCCUGGCUUCCUUCCCGUUCCAUGAAGCCUACACCCACCUGGUCCUUCGAUCAAAAUGACAUGGGAAUGAGAGCAGUAGACUGCCACAGCCUGAAGGUUGCAGAGGAGUCACCAGCACCUUUCCAUGAACAAAUAGUGGACCACCAUGUGGAAGGCCCUGCUAAAGCUCACAGCAGAGUUGAAUUGAAGGCCUCUCUCCUUCCAUCAACAGAGGACAUGAAAAGCAGCAGCCAACUGCGCUCCUCUUCCAAGAUCAGUGAUCUCAGCCUCUUUAGUGGAAGGAAUUUUGACAAGAGCCUCCUGGCCACCUGCUCCUUUUACGACCAUGUUCUCCACCUCUGGAAGUGGGAGACAAAGCAAGCUUGAGGCUGCAUUCUUUGCAUCUUUCCUGGAUGUGACUUGGGGAGUGCUGGCCUUUGAGAAUGGACUUUCUGAUUCUGUUUUGGCAGUGAAUGGGUUUUCCAGCUCUACAACUAAGUGUCUUGGGUAUAUUUUGUAUUUUCAGCCCUUCGUUUGUAUUUAAGUCCUUAUUUGUAUUAAUUAAAUAACUUCAAAUUUUUAAAUUUUUUUUUAAAAAUUA
Molecule: messenger RNA, 4148 nt
Organism: Peromyscus leucopus (white-footed mouse)
Lineage: Eukaryota; Metazoa; Chordata; Mammalia; Rodentia; Cricetidae
Gene: Dph7
Product: diphthamide biosynthesis 7
Exons: 9
Coding region: 2552-3934 (460 amino acids)
Molecular function (GO): protein binding
Source: RefSeq, a predicted model, not a curated record